UUUUUAAACGGGACCCGUCGGGCAGCCCCCAGCAAUGCCCCUUCCCUGGGCUUGAGGAUGGCCAUGGAGCUGAGAGUCCUCCUGCUGCUACUGCUCUGCUGCCCAGGUUUCCAAGCCCAAAUACCUCAGUCUAAGGAGAGACAAUCAGAAGGAAGCACACUCUAUGUCCAGUGUCCUUACACUGCACAGGCUAACUCCUAUCAGCCAAAAGUCUGGUACCGUGUGAGAUACGGUGAAGUGGAGUUCUUGGCGCUGACGACCAACCCAACAAAAUACUUACACACAAACCAGAGCACAAAUGGGAAUGUUACAAUAGAGGACAACCCCAUGCAUGGGACUGUGUUCAUCACCAUGACUAACCUCCAGACAGAGGACUCGGGCAUAUACUACUGUGCUUCCAUCUCCUCCAGUUACAGGUAUCUUCAGCUAAAGGUGGUCUCACUGCAUGUUUUCAAGGAGCUGCACGCGUGGGAGUUGGACAGUCUCUCUGUGCAGUGCAAAUACAGCGCCUGGGUGCACAACACAGAUGUCAUAGCCUGGUGUCGAAAAACUCAGACUGACUGUAAAGUUGUGGCGAGGACAGGUUACCCUUCAGCACAGCGCAACAGCAAAGCUCUGGAAGACAGAACACUGAUCCAGGCUGACAGCCAGAGAAGGACUGUCACCAUCACCAUGCACAAGCUUCAGGCCCAGGACACUGGUGUGUACUGGUGUGGGCUCUACCAACACUCUCAUAUCAACCUGAUAAUGGAGGCCAGCGUCAAUGUGUCCAAGAGGACCCAACACUACACAGCCAAGGAGUCAGGCAGCGUCUCUGUGCGGUGUCCAUACAGCGCCCCAGAGUACGGGGCUGCGAGCAAAGCCUGGUGCAAAGAGGGAGCUAGGGAAGGCUGUAGCGUGCUGGUCACCACAAAUUCAAAGCCCUCACAGUACCAGAGGACAUUUCAGCAUGGCAAACUCACGAUCCAAGACGACACCGAGCAGGGGGUUGUCACUAUCACCAUGGGGGAGCUGCAGGCACAGGACUCCGGCGUGUACUCGUGUGCACUUUACGAACACAAUCUUAUUUUCCGAAUGGUGGAGGUUACGCUCAAUAUUUCUGAGGUAUCAGCUGGAACAACUUCGUUAGGUGCUGGAGGCACAAAUCAAGGAACUCCCUCUGGCGACAACCCAGCACCAAGCUCAAAUGUCAACUUCUUCAUCCUGCUCUCUGGGAUCCUGAGCGUCCUGUUCAUCCUGGCACUCAUCAGCUUGGUAACACUGUGCGUCAGGCAGCGCAAGCGGCUGAAGGGAAGAGGUAACACAGAAGCAGAGGACAUCUAUGAAAAUACAGAGGACAGAGCACAGCUUGACAGCACUGGAAGAAUAGGAAGUCCCAAGGAUGACAGCAAAGACCUGAAAUAUGUUACCCUGAACUUUACAUCCCAACUCAUCCCUGAGGAUCCUCUCUACUGUAAUGUUGAACCAAGUCAGGCUCACAGGAAACCCAAAGAUGAAAAUGUGGAAUAUGCUAUCAUUGCACUCAAGCAGGUACCAACGAAUGACAAAGGAUGAAGCACGGAAUCCCAAAACAGUCCAGAAAUGGGAGAAAAGAACUGGAAUACAAAGUGGGAAUGGGGAGUAGAAGGUGUGUGGAUGGACACUGGGGAAAGAUCUAAUUUUUGCUGCCAUGAGUAUGUUGCCUAUAUAUUUUAAGUCCUCUCUCCUAUUAGAGGCCAGUAGAGAAUUUUGCCACAAGUGUGCUUGGGUUAGGCAGAGGUGCUGGGUAAUUGUCAGGAUCCCUUGCACAUCUGUUUUCCCCAACUCCAUUAAA
This is a messenger RNA of Athene cunicularia (burrowing owl), 1813 nucleotides long. RefSeq lists its product as uncharacterized. The transcript has 8 exons. The record is from RefSeq and is a predicted model, not a curated record. NCBI's taxonomy places the organism in Eukaryota, Metazoa, Chordata, Aves, Strigiformes, Strigidae. Bases 58 to 1554 code for a protein of 498 amino acids. Gene Ontology annotation, cellular component: cell surface. Gene Ontology annotation, molecular function: signaling receptor activity.